AUAAAAUGGAACAAACUCAUGAGGCACUUACUGAAGAAGUCAAACAUGUCGAAGUUGAACUACACGAAGAGCUACAGAAGUAUGCUGAAGAUGAGGAUAUAGCUACAAUUGAGAAGUCGUUACUGCAAAUAUUCUCGAAUCCAGACAAUCUGGUUGAAAAUGGGUAUUCAAAGGAAGUCUGUGAGAUGAUUUACAACUCAAUAGAGCACCCUAAUCAUCCAAACCUUGCUCUUUUGGAGUCAGAAGAAGAGGAAAAGACUCAGGAAUGGUAUUUCAAAGGAUAUUUCAGCAGGAACUUUAUCAAGCAGCUUUCGCUCAUAAUGCAGAUGUGGAAAGAGCAAGCCAAAUUCCCAAUCAAGUUUUGGAAAUUAGAAGGAUUUUCUGAAGAGAAUCAGAAUGAUAUCAUGAACACAAGGACAGAAGGACUGCUGGAAAUCUACAAAGACAUUAAGGAGAAAGAUGAAGAAUCUUUGACCAAGAUGGUUGAAGACUGGCUAAUUGAGAUAAAGCCCAGAGGUAUGUGGACAAUGCUUGGCCUUCGAACAACAACUGGAUCUCAAGACCAUUUGACUCUUCCAAGUAGGGGUUCCUUACUUGAUUCAUUUAAUGCAUUAAAUACUCCACCUGAAAAGUCGAAAUCUAAGAAGAUAAAGAAGCCAUCCAUCCUUACAGUAGGAGCCAAGGCUCUCUCUAAGCAUGGGCAUAGAGGAAAAGAAGGAUAUUGGGGAUCAAUCACUGGUAAGGAGAGUGCCAAGAAUGAGAGAGCUAAUGAGAAGGCACUAAUGAUCCUCGAUGACUGUGUCUGGAUAAAUAUGCAUGUGUUACCGCAUAAGGAAUACAUCCUUGAAAUGAGAGUCCAGGAGUGCUAUGGAAUCAGAUGGACAGACACCCCGACUUUCAGAGGUUUACUCGAGCCACAGAUGAAGGAUGGACAUGAGAAGGGAUGGAAACAUUAA
This is a messenger RNA of Moneuplotes crassus, 956 nucleotides long. Lineage: Eukaryota; Ciliophora; Spirotrichea; Euplotida; Euplotidae. The record is from the annotation of a GenBank genome assembly.